Diuraphis noxia (Russian wheat aphid) is the source of this 627-nucleotide messenger RNA. RefSeq lists its product as uncharacterized. The record is from RefSeq and is a predicted model, not a curated record. Lineage: Eukaryota; Metazoa; Arthropoda; Insecta; Hemiptera; Aphididae.
AUGGAGCGUCAUAGCGAGUACAGAAACGGAAUGAUGAGAAAAUCGAGCAAGAAAUAUUUGCACUUCGUAUUGUACCAUCCACGCUUGGUUUGCAGAAUUAUGGCUUCGAUGAACGCGGUAUUUUUUAUGGCAUUUAGUACGAUUUUGUUAUGUAAUUUGUGGUACACCGUUAAUCAUCAACACCAACCAUCUUCUACUUCCAAGACCAGUAACGAUGACGCAACUUUUGGUUUGGAUUCAAUAAUACCAGUCGGGUUGAUGUAUAAAAAUGAAGGUAAAGUGAUCACCAAAUCGUUGACCAAUUUAAGUUUUACUGGUACGCUGUGUAUUGUCAAUAUUCGUCUGGUAAUGGCAACAUUCAAUAGAAAUCUUUAUAGCAUAUACAUUUGGUUGUUAGUACAUACCACACACAUGUUAUAUUCAUUAUCCAUUAAUUUGUGGUUUGGUAUGUCCAAAGGUUAUAAUUCGCUUAUAUGUCUUGCUCUAUUCAAUACUAUGCUUUAUCUUCUGUUUAUAUCGAUUGUGGCAUUGUUUUGGUUGGAAGAGCGCCGCAUCAUACGCCUUCAAAUGCGGGCAUUCGAUAAAGCGGCUUCAAGUCAGGAACGUAUGGUCAAAGUUAUAAUAUAA